AUGCGAAGGCUACACUUAACGGACAGACACUUAAGAGUAAUGUUAUGGUGUAUUUUACUGGGGCUGCAGCCAGCUUUCGCUGGCAUACUCGAUCCUUUCAACUGGGCUCGUUCCGAUCGCAUUGAAGUCAACAUACCAUGGCUACCUUUUGAAAACGAAACCAGAUGUUACGACGAAUUGGGUUGCCUCAACAUAACCCGUAGUUGGUAUCACCUCCUUCAUCGACCAUUCAACGUCUUCCCAUUGCCUCGAGUUGUCAUUAAUACAAGAUUCAUCUUGUACACGAAAAAGAAUCCAACUGAUGGUCAAAUAUUGAACGUUAAUGUAAACAAAACUAUCGUAAAAUCGAAUUUUAGUCCUCAACGAUUAACUAAAAUGAUUAUCCACGGGUUCAUUGACACGCCGCUCUCUAAUUGGGUAAGCGAGAUGAAAGAUGAAUUAGUGAAAGCAGGCGAUUUUAAUGUGGUCAUCGUAGACUGGGCCGGAGGAAGUCUACCACUUUACACACAGGCCACUGCGAAUACAAGGCUAGUAGGUCUCGAAGUUGCACACUUUAUCAACACGUUACAGAAAGAACAUGGUCUAAAUCCGCUAGAUGUACAUAUCAUCGGUCAUUCGCUUGGUGCUCACACAGCGGGCUAUGCCGGAGAGAGAAUAAAGGAGUUAGGAAGAAUUACUGGGCUAGAUCCAGCUGAACCCUAUUUUCAAGGAAUGCCAACACACGUUAGAUUGGAUCCUACAGAUGCUCAGCUCGUAGAUGUGAUCCAUACAGACGGAAAAAGCAUUUUUCUUUUAGAUUUUGUAUUUAUGGCAGGAUAUGGAAUGUCCCAACCUGUGGGUCACCUGGACUUCUACCCGAAUAAUGGAAAGGAACAACCAGGUUGUGACUUGACGGAAGGACCACUUAUACCACUUACGUUGGUCAAACAAGGGUUAGAAGAAGCUUCUAGGGUUCUGGUGGCCUGCAAUCAUGUUCGAGCAAUUAAACUUUUUACAGAGUCAAUAAACGGAAAAUGCGCCUAUAUAGGACAUCAGUGCCCGUCGUAUCAACAUUUCCUGUCAGGAAAGUGUUUCCAUUGCGGUCAUGGUUGUGCUAUUAUGGGAUUCCAUGCGGAUAGUUCGCCAGGAUUAAUUACAAAUAAAAACAAUCAAUCAGAAAACGAAGUUUAUCCUUCCGAGGAGCAAGACACAAUUGGGGCAAAAUACUAUCUCAGUACUGGGAAAGAAUUACCUUUUUGUCAACGUCACUACAAGGUAGUCGUCCAUUUGGCAAAUCCCAAAGGUGCAGAAUCGUGGGUACAGGGAUUUUUGAAAGUAACACUUUUAUCAGACAAAGGUGUUAUAAGAGGAAUGGAUCUCACUCCUAACAACUACGUAAAGUUAGAGCAUGGAACAUCAUACACUAUUGUGGUAACACAUCCAAUGGAUUUGGGUGGUAAAGUUAGAAAAGUAGAGUUGUCGUGGGAGUACGAUAUGAAUGUACUGGAGCCGCGAUCUCUUUGCAUUUUAUGGUGUAACGACCGCCUUUAUGUCAAAUCUGUUAUUGUCGAUCAGAUGGAACUACCGAGCAGAGGAAAACGAAAUGUCGACUUCACCAGUAAAUUAUGUACCCCGAAGCGGGAAUUUGCUGAAAUACCCAACAGAGGCUCGGCAAGUUUCUACGACAACUGUACCAGAUAGUCGUUUCAUUCAGUCGUCAUUCGUGUGAUAAUUCGUUUACGUUACAGAAAAAGACAGUGUGUGAAAACUGUAAGAAUUUAAUACGUAUUAAUGUCGACAGAUCCUGUUAAAGGUUCUGAUGACUGAAAGAAAGCCCAGUAAUAACAUUGUAACAGGGUGAAUACUUACGUAUUAAAAAUAAAUAAAAAUUGCAAGUGUACAUAUAGAUUUGUUGGUAAUAAUUUAGAUACUUGUAAGACUAACUCUGUAUUGUUAUUUAAAUGUUUGUAAAUAAGUAAGUUUGUUUAAUGUAUUAAGUAUUAUUCAAUCACAAUAUGACAUAUUUAUUUACUUUAUUUAUUAUUAAUUGGAAAAUUUAUGAAAAAAGAAACCACAAUUUAGGGUUUCAAUAAUAAGAUAUAACUACCAUCUGUUCUAACUUAAUUAUUACAAGUAUUUGUAAUUUUUAAAUGCUGUAAGCAUGUACUGCGUAAUCGUGAACUUAAUAAUGUUAAUAUUUAUAACAAACAUUUUUAUAUUUCAUAAACGUGUAAAUAAAAGUUUUGUAAAUAUAUUAUACAUUAGAUAAUGUUAUUAUCCUAAGUAAAUGUGUUUAGAAGAAAUUAAAUAUAUCUAUUAAAAUCAAA
Melitaea cinxia (Glanville fritillary) is the source of this 2306-nucleotide messenger RNA. Its product is annotated as pancreatic triacylglycerol lipase-like. Lineage: Eukaryota; Metazoa; Arthropoda; Insecta; Lepidoptera; Nymphalidae. The transcript has 14 exons. Gene Ontology annotation, biological process: lipid metabolic process. The record is from RefSeq and is a predicted model, not a curated record. Gene Ontology annotation, molecular function: protein binding; triacylglycerol lipase activity. The coding region runs from base 1 to 1680 and encodes 559 amino acids.